Lolium perenne is the source of this 1239-nucleotide messenger RNA. RefSeq lists its product as uncharacterized. The record is from RefSeq and is a predicted model, not a curated record. NCBI's taxonomy places the organism in Eukaryota, Viridiplantae, Streptophyta, Magnoliopsida, Poales, Poaceae.
GGGUCAUGAUCGACAACUGCGUGGUGCACUGGCUGUACACGACGGUCUCCCCCGAGCUCCUCGACGUCAUCAUGCAGCCCGAGGACACGGCCCUGACCGUGUGGACCGCGCUCCAGGAGCUCUUCCGCGACAAUCAGCUCGCACGCGCGGUCUACAUCGACGCCGAGUACCACGCGCUUGUCCAGGGCGACAUGACGGUGAUGCAAUACUGCGCCAAGCUCAAGAGCUUCACCGACCAACUGCGCAACCUGGGGCAGCCUGUCACCGAGGUGCAGCAGGUCUUCAACCUCCUGCGCGGGCUUGGACGCCAGUUCCACCACGCCAUCCCGCACAUCACGUCGCGUGUUCCUCUUCCUUCGUUCCUGCAGGUUCGCUCCUUCCUCAUGCUGGAGGAACAUCGUGCCGAACAGUCCGCGCGCCAGAACGCCGCUCACGCACUCCUGGCCGGGCGUGCGCCCGCUCCUGCGCCGGCCUACGGCGGCGACGGCAGCUCCAGCUCUGGCGGUGGGCGCAACCGCGGCCGCAACAGGAACAAAGGAAAGGGCAAGGCUCCUGCCGAUCCUCCGCCCGCCCCACCAGCCUCUGCUUCCUCGCCGGCUCCGCGCCCACCAACGUACCCCGCUCCUGCACCCGGCACCAACUCCUGGACUGGGCUCGUCCAAGCGUGGCCCGUGCACUGGCGCGCCCCUGGUGCUGGCGUGCUUGGCCCGCGUCCCGGCACACCUCAUCAACAGGCGCUGAUGGCCGUGGCCCCGUCGCAGCUGCCGUACCAGUACGGGCCCGGCAUCGCUCCGCCACAGCUGCCGUACAACUACGGCGGCCUCCCUCCCUACGGCUACACCUACGGCUCGCCCGGCGCUGGCCCCAGCACCCCUGCACCGCCCAACUUCGGCACGCCCGGCGCAAGUUCCAGCACGGCUCCUGCCUCGCCGCAGCCAUGGGACAUGGGCGCACUCCAGGCCGCGCUGCAUGGCACCACGUCGUCUCCUUCUGGUGGCACGUCGGACUGGUACCUCGACACCGGGGCAUCGUCGCACAUGUCCUCCGGCGCCGGACCUUCGAACUCGGAUGGUGAUUCUGCGCUGUAACUCUGACGGCGAUCUGUACCCGGUGGCCUCAAGCUCGUCAGUACCUCGCCGUCCGUUCGCUGGCGCUGCUUCAGUCACCCUCUGGCAUCAGCGGCUUGGUCACCCCGGCCAUGCCGCCCUUCGUAGCACAUUGUCUAGUUUUUCCUUUGAU